AUGUUGCCGUCUAAGAAGAUGAAAGGGGUUUCUUUGGAUUCGACACCAUCUUAUAUUGUUGGUCAAUAUGAGGAUGAUAAGGCAUGGUUGAAGCAUCAGAGUCUCUUGCAAGACUAUGAGGAGCUACAAAAGGAAUCCAAUGGGAUGAGAAACAAACUGCAGAAUGCGAAACAGAGGAGGCAGAUACUGGCAGCUGAAGUUCGAUUUUUGCGGAAGAGACACAAGUAUCUUCUUGAAACGAAGUUUUUGAAUUCAUCACUAGAACAGCAACUUGUACAACCACCACCAUAUGCGGUAAACCAUAUUACAAAGAAAAAGAAGGAUCAAAUGAUCAGCAGAAAAGUUACCACUCCGAAUAAAAUUUCCCAAGUUCCAGACUCCAAACCUAAGAGGAAACAGAUUGGAAAGGAAGCUGCUGCUCGUUCUGCGUCACCAGUUAUUAAUAUUGAGCGUAAGCAAAAAUUACGUGGUAAAAAGCAAGAUUCUCAAUGCGCUUUAAAUCCAAAUUCUGAUAUGAACAAGAGAGAAAGGAUAAAUAUUCGAAAAGAAACUUUAAUGCGAAAUAAGUCACUGGUCAUUGAUUUGAAUGAGGGGGAAAGAAUAUGUGGUGCAAAUGAUACUGGUCUGAGGAACUCAGUUGCAGCGUUUGAUUUGAACCAGGACAGUAGUGGGAAAGAAACUCGUUUGCCAAGUCGAGCUCCAAUCUUCGACUUAAAUGAAAUUUCGACAGGGGACGAAGAUUUUCAGAGUAAUUAUGAACCCUUAAAGCUAGAUGAUGCGAGGAAAGGUUUGAUUAGAGGUUUACAUGAUGAACAGCAUAAUGACUUGAAAUUAUCAGCGUGUAGAAACGCUGGGGAGGGUUCGACCCGGGUUGGUAAGCGGAAAAUUUCAUGGCAGGACCCAGUUGCAUUGAGAGUUUGA
Fraxinus pennsylvanica is the source of this 921-nucleotide messenger RNA. Lineage: Eukaryota; Viridiplantae; Streptophyta; Magnoliopsida; Lamiales; Oleaceae. The record is from the annotation of a GenBank genome assembly.